Messenger RNA from Eimeria necatrix, 861 nucleotides. RefSeq names its product SPFH domain / Band 7 family domain-containing protein, putative. The transcript has 8 exons. Gene Ontology annotation, cellular component: membrane. The coding region runs from base 1 to 861 and encodes 286 amino acids. Lineage: Eukaryota; Apicomplexa; Conoidasida; Eucoccidiorida; Eimeriidae. The record is from RefSeq and is a predicted model, not a curated record.
AUGGCCUACGUCGUGGAGAGGUUUGGAAAGUUCUCGAGAGUGUUGGCCCCAGGCCUUCACUUUUUGGUUCCCGUGGUGGACCGGGUGGCUUACGUGCAUUCUUUGAAGGAGGAGGCGCUGGCGAUAUCGAAUCAGUCGGCAAUAACGCGGGAUAAUGUCACUCUGCAGAUCGACGGCGUGCUGUACGUACAGGUCAAGGACCCCUACCGGGCCUCGUACGGAGUGGAAAACCCGAUGUUCGCGGUCACCCAGCUGGCGCAGACCACCAUGCGUUCCGAGUUGGGAAAACUCAGCCUCGACGAGACUUUUCUGGAGCGAAAUUCGCUGAAUAAAAACAUUGUCGAGGCCAUCAACGCCGCAGCCGGGCCCUGGGGCCUCAGCUGCCUCCGCUACGAAAUCAAAGACAUCAUUCCCCCCCUUAGUGUCAAAAUGGCCAUGGAGAAACAAGCGGAGGCGGAGCGUCUGAAGCGUGCGGAAGUGCUGCGGAGCGAAGGAGACAAAAAGUGUUUAAUAAACAGAGCUGAGGGAGAAAAAGAAGCAGCAACUUUGAGUGCAGCAGCAGCAGCAGCAGCAGUUCGCCUGCGAGCAGCAGCAGCAGCAGACAGCGUCCGCCUAAUUGCUGCCAGCGCCAGCAUCCCGGGAGGCCCCGAGGCCCUGCGCGUGCAGCUCGCAGAAAACUAUAUUGCUGCUUUUGGCAAACUUGCUGCCAGCAGCAGCAGCAGCAUUAUUGUUCCUGCUGAUGCUGCUGAUGCUGCAGCAAUGGUGGCCAAGGCUUUGGGGGUUUUCGGCGCCACCAGCAGCAACUUGGCCCCGCAGCUGUCUGGCAGCAGCGAGAAGAAGCCCCCGCGCGCCGAGGUGUAG